UUUCGGGGAAUUUCGAGCGCCGCCAGCUCACGAGAUGGACGCGAUGCGGUCGCUUCAGUGGAUCGCGCUGCUCGAAAAGAUCGACCGACGACACCUCGAAGCAACGUGGGUAUAUCCAAGUGUCCCCAAGGACCACCUGCAAGUGCUGCUCCAUCGCAUUAACAUGGAUGCGCCGCGACCCGACAAGUUCUUUGUAAAGUUCCAAGACGCAUGGGUAUACGCGAGUCACCCGUUGGUCGCGACCGAGGCCGUGGUAGUCGUUGCGAGCAAGUGCUUUGACCCGGAGAAGUAUGCCGCGUUGCUGGACGUAUUGGUCGGCGAGUUCGAAGCCGCGUCGUCGUCCCCUCUGGCGCUGCUUCGCGUCUAUCUUGAGCUCCUCACAGCGGGGCAGUACACCAACCCGUCGACCAACGUCUCGUUUGUGUGGAAUAAGAAUCAAGCGAUCGCGCCGUACGUCCCUACCGCGUACACUCUACAGACAUUUAUGCACAUGUUUCAAGACGACAGCGCGAUCGUGUGGCUCGCGAUCUUGGCCAAGAAGAGAGUCGUCGUGGUGAGUGACACGGUCGACGAGCUGCUCGAGACAACGCGGUGUCUGCCGCAAUUUGCAUGGCAUCGUCAAGACUGGAACAUCCUGCGCCCGUUCACGAGACUGACCCGCGCGGAACUGCAUGACCUUGACGCGAUCGGAGUGUACAUCGCUGGCGUGCUCGUUGCGGACCUUGUGCAAGCUUCCGCGCCGCCGCCAUACGACGUUCUCGUCGAUGUGUCCAAGCGCAGCGUGGUUGUGGCGGAAGGAGCAGCUGGCCUCCUCUUUGCAGGGAUGGCCUGGCACAACGAAUGCACAGAAUUCGUGGCUCGGCUCCGCCGCCACCACCAACACGACGCGAACCACGUCUUGGACGACGUUGCGAACAAGACGUUGGGACUCAUCGACUCGCUCAGGACGAACGCACUCACCACUGUCGAUGGCAUCGAGGAACCGUUGAUGUGGGCCGUCGCCGUGGCCGAAGAGCUCGUAUAGGUGGACCCCCCCCACCGGUUAAACAAUUCAACUGCGUGGUUGAGCUGCAAUA
Molecule: messenger RNA, 1076 nt
Organism: Aphanomyces invadans
Lineage: Eukaryota; Oomycota; Saprolegniomycetes; Saprolegniales; Verrucalvaceae
Exons: 7
Coding region: 35-1024 (329 amino acids)
Biological process (GO): regulation of early endosome to late endosome transport; protein transport
Cellular component (GO): late endosome
Molecular function (GO): small GTPase binding; guanyl-nucleotide exchange factor activity
Source: RefSeq, a predicted model, not a curated record